AUGGCAAAGAUCUUCAAGAAGACCAGUGGCAAUGGCUCGAUCUCCCUCUACCUGGGGAAGCGAGACUUUGUGGAUCACGUGACUAGUGUAGACAUCGUUGAUGGGGUGCUGAAGGUGGAUCCCACAGAUCUCAAUGGCAGGAAAGUGUGGGUGCAGCUGGCUUGUGCCUUCCGCUACGGCCGUGAAGACCUGGAUGUGAUUGGGCUGUCAUUCAGGAAAGACAUCUGGAUCCACCACAUUCAGGUUUACCCUCCUACAGGAGAGAGCAAGCCAGCCAACACCCCCAUGCAGGACUCCUUGAUGAAGAAAGUUGGGGAACAAGGCUAUCCCUUCACCUUUCUAAUUCCUAACAACCUGCCGUGCUCCGUCACUCUUCAGCCUGGACCUGAGGACAAGGGCAAGGCUUGUGGUGUAGACUAUGAAGUGAAGGCAUACAUCGCCAAUGAAGCAGAAAACCUGGACGAGAAAGUGGACAAGAAAGACACCUGCCGCCUGGUCAUUCGCAAGAUCCAGUUCGCGCCUGACAACACAGGAGCGGGGCCCAAGGCCGACAUCACCAAGCAGUUCAUGAUGUCGGACAAGCCAGUCCACCUGGAAGCAUCUCUGGAAAAGGAGAUUUACUACCACGGUGAUCCAAUCAUGGUCAAAGUAAAAAUCAACAACGAAACCAACAAAGUUGUGAAGAAGAUUAAAAUAAGCAUUGACCAGACCACUGAUGUGGUGCUCUACUCUGCUGAUAAAUACUCCAAAUGUGUGCUGUCCGAGGAGUUUGGGGACAGCGUCAAUGGCAACUCAACAUUCGAGAAAGAGUACCAAAUAAUCCCCCUGCUGGCAAACAACAAAGAGAAGCGCGGCCUGGCGUUAGACGGCAGGCUAAAGGAUGAAGACACUAACUUGGCCUCCACCACAGUUCUGAGGCCUGGUAUGGAGAAAGAGGUUCUAGGAAUCCUUGUCUCCUACAAAUGCAAGGUCAAUCUCAUGGUUUCCAGAGGGGGCAUCCUGGGAGACCUGACAGCCAGUGACGUUUUCGUGGAGCUUCCCUUGGUUCUGAUGUCCCCCAAACCCGCAGCCCACUGGACUAAACGCCCCUGUAGUUCAGCACAGAUGUAA
Molecule: messenger RNA, 1110 nt
Organism: Megalops cyprinoides (Indo-Pacific tarpon)
Lineage: Eukaryota; Metazoa; Chordata; Actinopteri; Elopiformes; Megalopidae
Gene: arr3b
Product: arrestin 3b, retinal (X-arrestin)
Exons: 16
Coding region: 1-1110 (369 amino acids)
Biological process (GO): signal transduction; visual perception; G protein-coupled receptor internalization
Molecular function (GO): G protein-coupled receptor binding
Source: RefSeq, a predicted model, not a curated record